AUGAUAAUCCCCAUCAGGAGUGCUUGUCAUGAUUUGGACGAGACCAAACAAAAGGAGAUCCAAUUGACCAAAGCAAGCAAAUGGAUUAGCGACGGGAUUGGUUUGAAGAACAGAGGCAAAUAUGCGGAAGCACUUCCUCUUUUCCAAGAAGCUCUUGAGAUUAAUUUCAAGAUUCUUGGAAAUUGCCCCACGGUGGCGGUCUUGGCUAUCUGCAAUUUGGGCACCUGCUUGUUCCAUUUGGAGCAAUACGACGAGGCGUUGAGGAACUACCGAAAAGCACUUGAUAUUCGUCUGGUAAUAUGCGGAGAUCGUCAUGCUGACACUGCUUGGUCGUACCAAAAUAUCGGGAUGACAUUGAACAGUCAACAUAAACAGGACGAAGCAUUGACGAAUCACCGAAAGGCACUUGGUAUUCGUCUGCGUGUAUUCGGCAAGUAUGAUCUUUCAACUGCUCAAUCAUACGACAAUAUCGGGCUUGUCUUGCGCGAUCAAAAGGAGUAUGACAAAGCAUUGACGAGCUUCCAAAAGGCACUUGAAACUCGUCUGAUACAAUGCGGGCACAAUAGUAUUGGCACUGCCAAUUUGUACCAAAAUAUCGGAUUUGUCUUGGGUCAUCAAAAGAAACAUGACGAAGCAGAGCAGCACUGUCAGAGAGCGCUUGAUAUUCGUUUGGACUUUUUUGGCGAUCGUAUUGAAGAAGAUACCGCCGAGUCGUACUUCGGAAUUGGAAUUGUCUAUGAGAACCAAGGGAAAUAUAAGGAAGCUAUGGAGGCACUUCGUCAAGCUCUCGACAUUCAGUUGGAAGUCCUUGGUAAUCGUCAUAAAAAGGUUGCCAAAACGUACAAACGCAUGGGAACAGUAUUGACCGAACAAAGCCAACAUGCCAAAGCCACCGCCAUGCACCAACGGGCUCUUGAAACUAUAUUUGGACCAUGA
This is a messenger RNA of Cylindrotheca closterium, 936 nucleotides long. Lineage: Eukaryota; Bacillariophyta; Bacillariophyceae; Bacillariales; Bacillariaceae. The record is from the annotation of a GenBank genome assembly.